UUUUUGUAUUUUAGCGUCUACUAGAUUUCUAUUGGAAUAACAGUUUAAUUACCAAAAUAAACAACUGCGCAGUAUAGUAUCCACCAAAAUAAACGAGUGAACAUCGUUUUUACUUACAGUUUUUACCCAGAAUCGUGAUUGUUUCGAAGUGGCAUAAAUCCUUGUCAAUCAGUGGCAGUGUUGGUAUUCUGAUUCAAAAUGGGGAAAAAGGCAAGAGAAUAUAAAACCGGCGACUUCAUAUUUGCCAAAGUCAAAGGAUACCCAGCCUGGCCUGCGAGGGUUCAACGGCCCAAUGGAAAGAAGUAUUUUGUGUAUUUCUACGGUACUGGUGAGACUGCCAACCUUCCACCGAACCAGAUAUUCGACUAUGCAGAGAACAAAGACAAGUUUCUGACGAAAACUGUGAAAAGGAAGGACUUCAAUGAUGGCGCCCGACAGAUUGAACAUGACUUUGCCAACAAUGUUCCUUUGGAGGAUAUCAUUGGGGUUGCGCCUGAGGAACCCAUGGACACAACAGCUACUGACGAAGGUAAUGAGACUGCAAACGACUCUGCGAUGGACACCACCGCCGCUGACACCACCGUGGCCGAGACCACUACUGCUGAUGAAACAACGUCAUCGCAAAACGACCAGACUGUAGAGGAUUCGGAUGAAGGACCUUUAGUCAUUGAUGAAGGAAAGAAACGCAAGCCAGCCGCCAAGACGCCGGCCAAGGAGCCAGCCAAGGCAGCAAAGACGCCGCGCGGGAAGGCCAAGUCCGAUGAGAAGGAGGAUGACGAGGAGAAGCGAGAUGAGGAGCUGGUCAGCCGGAGCGGCAGGAAGAUACGCCCGAAAAGAUACAUUGAUGAGCAGACUGAAGAAAAUGCCACCUUGCCGGCGCCCGCCGCUAAGAAAAAACGUGGUACGUCGCCGGCAGCGGACAAAGAUAAAACUAAAACUGUCGACAACGCAUCAGCCGAGAAAAACAACAAACACUACACUGCCAUUACUCAGACAGAACUAGAAGACUUGAAGGAACCUUUUGAACCUGCAGACGGCGACAAAGAGGACCUGCUAAUCACCUGCCUGCCCGGAGGCACGUACGUGGGCAUCAAGCUGUUCCAGGCGCGGCCGAGCAGCUUCAAGAGCGACGCGGCGCGGCUGCAGUGGGCGCGCGCGCAGGCAAGGCACGCCAUCACACUCAAGGGACAGCUGGAAAAGGGUCACAUCACACCGCAGUCCGUAGCGGCACAACUUGAGAUGGACCUCAACCUGACAGAUGAGGAGAAAGCUAACUUGGACAAGGAAAGAGAAAUAGAAGAGAAGAAGUCCCGGGUCCAGUUCCUGAAGACGGAGAUGCGGCUGAUCGAACUGGACGCCAAGAUCAAGUCGUGCCUCAGCCUGGAAAAGGCCGACACUGAACUGUGUCUGAAGCUGUUGGAUGAACUUACCGAACUGGAAGUGAAACCGCUAAUGCUGCUCAAACACCCGACAUGCGCGGAGACAGUCAAGCGCAUGCGAGCCUACGUCGGUAAUACACCCUCGUGGGAGCUGAGUGAAGAGGAGGCCCUGAGCUUCUCCACCAAGGCCGGCGCCAUCCGGGCCAUGGCCGACACCCUGUAUAACAACAUCAAGGAUCUGUUCGUGACCCCCGAAGGCCUCUCCUUCUGGGAAUACUUCUCGUCGCGCGUGGCCCAGUUCAAGAAGGCCACCGCCAAGCUCUCGAGCGACGAGCGACUGGAGAUGGUGCAUGAGCCACUGGAAAUGUCUACGCCGACUGCCCACACUAUGAAGGCGGCAGUGGAGGCGGCCAAUGAAGAGGUAGCCGACGCCCCAGAGACCCCUCAGAAGAAGAAAGCUGCUGCAGCCAAGGCUAAGAAAGCAGCAGCUGCAGCAAACAGCACACCCUCCAAAGCGCCCAAACGCCAGUCUUCCAGAUCCAAAGCAGCUGAACCAGAGAAUAACAAAACGCCCGAUGAGCCAAAAGACCAACCCGUCACCGAAGAAGCUGUAACCACAACUGACGCAGAGAAACCUGAAAACAACGACACAAACGCGAAAACAAAUGACGUAGACUCAAAUAAAGAGACUCCUGAAGAAAAAUCUGCGUCAACAGAAGACACAGAUACCGCAAACGCUGAAGAGUCUGAACCUGUCAAAGAAACUGAGAAAAACAAUUCAGAAGACCAGCCAGCAGAAAAUAAUGGUAGCGAAGAGAAGGCCGAUGCAGUCACAGAAAAGAACAGCGAUGAGGGGGAAGCAGAGGGCAAGGAAAUCAAAGAGAAAGCUGGUGAUAAUAAGAAAGACAAAAAAGAAUCUGAAAAGGAACGGAAGGAAGCGCUGAAAGAGAAAAAAGAAGCGGAAAAGGCUGAGAAGCAAGAGCGGAAAGAAGCUGAAAAGGAAAAGAAAGAAGCCGAAAAGGCAGAAAAACUAGAAAAGAAAGAAGCGGAAAAAGAAAAGAAAGAAGCUGAAAAUAAAGAAAAGAGAGAAGCGGAAAAAGAAAAGAAAGAAGCGGAAAAAGAAAAGAAAGAGGUGGAAAAGGAAAAGAAAGAAGAAAACGACGAGCCGAGGGCUAAGCGAGGGAGGGAGAACAAUAAAAAGACUGAAACGCCGAAAUCUCCAGCGAAAAGGAAGUCUAGGUCUUAAACUCAAACUUUUAGGUAGUCUAGGUGUUAUAUUAAGAUACAAUUAUGUAUUCCUUUCUAGUUAUAUGAUCAAUAGACUAAAAGACAGGGCGCUACAACAGUUUUUUUAUAUACUCUUAAUUUGACUACCUAUCGUGAAAUGGUGCACGAAUAUUGUAUUAUUAAAAGUAAAAAUGAAGUAAUUAACUAAAAAAAAAAAAGUUUUUUGAGUUAAAACAUUAUGGGUUCACCUUUUUUAAAUAGGCGCUGUGGCCCGACAUAAUUUGCUCACUGUCAAUGAACAAACAAGCAGAAGAGAUUUCCGUACCACAUAAAAUAUAGUACAUAUUUUAUUCCUUAAAUAUUAACUAGAGAUAUUAAACGAUUUAAACUGAAA
Messenger RNA from Plutella xylostella (diamondback moth), 3000 nucleotides. RefSeq names its product JIL-1 anchoring and stabilizing protein. NCBI's taxonomy places the organism in Eukaryota, Metazoa, Arthropoda, Insecta, Lepidoptera, Plutellidae. The record is from RefSeq and is a predicted model, not a curated record.